Ilex paraguariensis (yerba mate) is the source of this 330-nucleotide messenger RNA. The record is from the annotation of a GenBank genome assembly. Lineage: Eukaryota; Viridiplantae; Streptophyta; Magnoliopsida; Aquifoliales; Aquifoliaceae.
AUGGCUACUUUGACUGCUUCUCUUGUUCUCCCAUCAAAGCUGAAGCCUUCUUCUCCAGAAGAACAAAGUUCUCUCUUCAUCUACAGAAGAAGAAGGCCCAAGAAAAACCAAUCAAUUGUUCCUGUUGCUAGGUUAUUUGGGCCAUCUAUCUUUGAAGCUUCGAAGCUGAAGGUUCUAUUCUUAGGAGUGGAUGAAAAGAGGCAUCCGGGGAAGCUUCCAAGAACUUACACACUCACACAUUGCGACAUAACUUCUAAACUCACUCUGGCCAUCUCUCAAACCAUAAACAAUUCUCAGUGGGGUGUCCUGAGAAAUUGGAGCUUCAAGUGA